Messenger RNA from Maudiozyma barnettii, 3852 nucleotides. RefSeq names its product 5-oxoprolinase (gene OXP1). The record is from RefSeq and is a predicted model, not a curated record. Gene Ontology annotation, biological process: glutathione metabolic process. Gene Ontology annotation, cellular component: cytosol. The coding region runs from base 1 to 3852 and encodes 1283 amino acids. NCBI's taxonomy places the organism in Eukaryota, Fungi, Ascomycota, Saccharomycetes, Saccharomycetales, Saccharomycetaceae. Gene Ontology annotation, molecular function: 5-oxoprolinase (ATP-hydrolyzing) activity. The transcript has a single exon.
AUGGAACAAACAAAUAAACGAUAUAGAAUUGCAAUAGAUCGUGGUGGUACAUUCACAGAUGUUAUUGCCAAUAAAGGUAGCGGGAAACCAGAAGAUGAUCUGGUAUUUAAGUUAUUAUCUGUAGAUCCCAAAAAUUAUAAUGAUGCACCAUUAGAGGGUAUCAGACGUGUGCUAGAGGUCUUUGAAAAUAGAAAAAUAACUCGUGGUGAGGUGCUAGACAUUUCAAACGUCGCAAGUAUCCGUAUGGGAACAACGUUGGCCACGAAUUGUGCACUUGAAAGAAACGGUGAACCUUGUGCUUUCAUUACUACAAAGGGUUUCAAAGAUUCUCUAUUAAUCGGAGAUCAGACAAGACCAAAAAUUUUCGAUCUAAAUAUCAAGAAAGCUGAACCAUUAUAUGAGACAGUUGUUGAAAUUGACGAAAGAGUUACAUUAGAAGAUUAUUCUGAACAGUCACCAUUUAGUAAAAGUAGUCCAAAUGUGAAAGAAUUUACAUAUGAAGGAAAAAGUGGGGAAAUUGUUAGAGUGAUAAAGGUCCCAAAUGAAAUCGAGAUUAAGAAGGUUCUAAACGGUAUUUUAAGAAAGGGUAUCAACUCAGUUGCAAUCGCAUUUAUGCAUUCAUACACAUACCCAUUUCACGAACAAAUGGUGGCGAACAUUGCUGAAGAAUUGGGUUUUACACAUAUUUCUUUAUCCUCUGAGGUUUCUCCAAUGAUUAAAUUUUUACCCAGAGCCCAUAGUUCUGUGGCCGAUGCUUAUUUGACACCAGUGAUCAAAAAAUAUUUAGACAGUAUUUCUCAAGGCCUCAAAAAUGGCUCUAAGACAAGUAUACAAUUUAUGCAAUCUGAUGGUGGUUUGGUAGAAGGAUCUAAAUUUUCUGGAUUGCGGUCGAUUCUUUCAGGUCCAGCCGGAGGGGUUGUUGGUUAUUCGAGAACAUGUUUCGAUGAAGUGAACAACACACCAUUAAUAGGGUUUGAUAUGGGUGGGACCUCCACAGAUAUUAGUAGAUACGGUGACGGUAAGCUUGAACAUAUUUUUGAAACCAAAACUGCUGGUAUUAUAAUCCAAUCUCCCCAACUAGAUAUCAAUACGGUCGCAGCUGGCGGUAGUUCUAUUUUAACAUGGGAAAAUGGGUUAUUCAAAGUCGGCCCCAACUCUGCUACAGCUGAUCCUGGACCUGCGUGUUACAGAAAGGGAGGUCCAUUAACAAUAACUGAUGCCAAUCUGUUUCUAGGGAGAUUAGUUCCUCAAUUAUUCCCUCACAUUUUUGGACCUAACGAAGAUGAACCUCUUGACUUAAAUGCUACUACUAAAAAAUUUAUAGAGCUAACUCACAUUAUCAACAAAGACCUGAACUCUAAUCUGUCAGCGCAAGAGGUUGCAUGUGGAUUUUUAGAAGUUGCAAACGAAGGGAUUGCACGUCCUAUUAGAGCUUUAACUGAGGCUAAAGGUUUUAGUGUUUCCAAACAUACCCUUGUUUCAUUUGGUGGUGCCGGUGGACAACAUGCUGUUCCGGUUGCAAACUCACUCGGAAUAGAUACUGUAAUUAUCCAUAGAUAUUCUUCCAUUUUAUCUGCGUAUGGUAUAUAUCUAGCUGAUGUUGUAGAGGACCAUCAAGAACCAUGCUCCUUAAUAUUGAAUAACGAUGGUACUAUAUGCCAAAUUGGACAAAUCUUUAAGAAACUAACUGCAAAGUCUAUCUCUGAGCUUAAAAAAGUGGGAUUCUCCAACGAAAACAUCAUGGUAGAGAGAUAUUUGAAUUUGAGAUAUGAGGGUACAGAGACUGCGUUGAUGAUUCAUCAAAAUGGCACUAAAUGGAAUUUCGAAGAAGCAUUCAUAGAAAACCAUAAGAGAGAGUUUGGGUUUAUCUUUGUAAAUAAGAAUAUUAUUGUCGAUGAUAUUCGUGUCAGAUGUAUUGGAAAAUCCAAUAUUAAUUUACAGGAAUCAAUUACCCAACAAUUAAAAGAUCUGACCCACAAUGAAUUAAUAACCCCCAAUAAAUGUUGUAGUUUCCAACAAGAUGUUUAUUUCAAGGAUAAAUAUAUUAAAACACCGAUAUACGUUAUCAAUGAAAUGAUACCUGGCUCAACAAUUAGGGGUCCUGCAAUAUUAGCAGAUAAUACACAAACCAAUAUUAUCCCUGAUAAUGCAGAAGCAGUGGUUUUGAAGUCACAUAUUGUGGUUAGAGUGUUGAACAAAUCUAUCGUAUCAGAGAAGAAUGAUGGUAAAUAUAUUGACCCAAUCCUGUUAUCCAUUUUUGGUCACAGGUUUAUGGAUAUUGCGGAACAAAUGGGUACACAGUUAAGAAAGACGUCUGUAUCAACAAAUGUUAAGGAGAGGUUGGAUUUUUCAUGUGCUUUGUUUGAUCCAGAGGGUAAUCUGGUGGCUAAUGCACCUCAUGUGCCUGUUCAUCUUGGUUCAAUGUCAACAUGUAUCAUUGCACAGGCAAAAUUAUGGAAAGGUAAACUAAAGCGUGGAAGUGUCUUAUUUACCAAUCAUCCAGAUGUUGGUGGUACCCACUUACCUGAUAUUACUGUAAUAACUCCUGCAUUUUCAGAUGAAGACGAAAUUUUAUUCUAUGUUGCAUCCAGGGCACAUCAUGCCGAUAUUGGCGGUAUUUUACCAGGCUCAGUCCCCCCAGAUUCUAAAGAGCUCUAUGAAGAAGGUGCUGCUAUUUAUUCAGAAUUCUUGGUCAAAGAUGGAAUAUUCCAAGAGCAGUUAGUCUAUGAUCUAUUUGUUACGAAACCCGCUCAAUAUCCCGGUUGUUCAGGUGCAAGAAGAAUAUCGGACAAUAUUAGUGAUUUAAAAGCACAAGUAGCAGCAAAUACUAAGGGUAUUCAGUUGAUCAAUUCUUUAGUUGAAGAAUAUAAAUAUCCAAUGAUUCUAAAAUAUAUGAACGCAAUUCAAAUGAAUGCGUCCAGUACGAUUAAAAAGAUGUUAAGCAAGCUUGUCAAGCAUUUUGGGACUUCCAAAUUUUCUGGAUAUGACUAUAUGGAUGACGGUUCCAGAAUUACUUUAAACGUUGAAUUGAAUAUUGAAAAGGAAGAGUAUACCUUUGACUUCACAGGUACAUCCCCACAAAUUUAUGGUAACACCAAUGCACCAAAGGCAAUUACUAACUCCGCUAUUCUUUACUCUUUAAGAUGCCUAGUUGGGGAAGAAAUACCUUUAAACCAAGGUUGUUUGAGUCCAAUUACUAUAAUUAUCCCUGAAGGUUCCUUAUUAAGUCCAUGUAAUGGGGUUGCUGUUGUUGGGGGUAAUGUUCUAACUUCCCAACGUGUCACGGACGUGAUUUUAAAGACCUUAAACAUUCAAGCUGACUCACAGGGUGAUUGUAACAAUUUUACGUUCGGUACAGGUAGUAUCAUCGAUCAAAUGACUGGUAAGAAAUAUGAAGGGUUCGGUUACUAUGAGACAAUUUGUGGUGGUUCUGGAGCUGGUUGUGAUUCAUGGAGAGGACCUGGCUGGAAUGGAACUAGUGCUGUUCAUACUAAUAUGACCAACACACGUAUGACAGAUACAGAGGUUCUUGAGAGACGAUAUCCUGUAAUUCUAAGACAGUUUUGUAUUCGUGCUGAUUCUGGUGGUCAAGGUAAAUAUUCUGGUGGUAACGGUGUCAUAAGAGAUGUUGAGUUCCGAUUACCUAUGAAGGCAUCUGUUUUAUCAGAGAGACGUGUCACGGUACCUCAUGGCCUAGAGGGGGGUGAGGAUGGUCAAAGGGGAGAAAAUACAUGGUUUAGAAGUGAUACUAAUGCCAUGAUUAACAUCACCGGUAAGAAUACAAUCAAUGUCAAUAUCGGUGAUAGAGUGAUAAUCAAAACUCCAGGAGGUGGCGGAUUCGGUAAGAAUUAA